GCCAAUCAGGGCUAGCAGCCUGGGCUGCCAUGUGACAGGCGAGGCGGCCCCUCUCCCCAGCGCGGCCAGAGAGAGAGACGAGAGCCAGGGCUCAGAAGGAGCUCGAGCCAUCGCCAGCAGCAGCAGCAGCUGCGGUGGCAGAGGCAGCUGAGGAGCAGACGCGGUCCCGGCUGCGGAGGCUCCAAGGGACAGACGAACCUACAUCCCCGCCCUCCUCUAUCCCCGGGACAUUGCAAGGAGCCCGGCCGCUGCAGCGAGAUCUGCAGGACAAGGCUGGACAAAGCAAGAUGGCAGGGAUCUUAGCCUGGUUCUGGAACGAGAGGUUCUGGCUCCCCCACAAUGUCACCUGGGCAGAUCUGAAGAAUACAGAAGAAGCCACUUUCCCCCAGGCUGAAGAUCUCUAUCUUGCUUUCCCCUUGGCCUUCUUCAUCUUCAUGGUCAGGCUGGUAUUUGAAAGAUUCAUAGCCAAACCAUGUGCCUUAGGGCUUAACAUCCAGGCCAAUGGACCACAGAAAGCCCAGCCUAAUGCCAUUCUGGAAAAGGUCUUCACUGCAAUUACAAAGCAUCCAGAUGAGAAGAGACUGGAAGGUCUUUCCAAGCAGUUAGAUUGGGACGUUCGCAAUAUCCAGCGCUGGUUUCGACAGAGACGCAACCAGGAGAAGCCUAGCACUCUUACUAGGUUCUGUGAGAGCAUGUGGCGAUUUACAUUUUACCUUUAUGUGUUUACCUAUGGAGUCCGGUUUCUAAAAAAGACACCCUGGCUGUGGAACACAAAGCAGUGCUGGUACAAUUAUCCGUAUCAGCCACUGACACCUGACCUUCAUUACUACUAUAUCCUGGAAUUGUCCUUCUAUUGGUCCUUAAUGUUUUCUCAGUUCACUGACAUCAAAAGAAAGGACUUUGUUAUUAUGUUCCUGCAUCAUCUUGCAACCAUCUCCCUAAUCACCUUUUCAUAUGUCAACAAUAUGGCCCGAGUGGGGACCCUGGUCAUGUGUCUCCAUGAUGCAGCUGAUGCCCUGCUGGAGGCUGCCAAAAUGGCAAAUUAUGCCAAGUUUCAAAAACUGUGUGACCUAAUGUUUGUCAUGUUUGCAAUAGUCUUCAUCACCACAAGACUUGGUAUAUUUCCUCUCUGGGUAUUAAAUACAACAUUGUUUGAAAGCUGGGAAAUUGUUGGACCAUACCCAUCCUGGUGGGUUUUCAACUUGCUACUGUUGCUAAUUCAAGUCCUGAAUUGCUUCUGGUCUUACUUAAUUAUAAAGAUAGCUUGCAAAGCUAUUUCCAAGGGCAAGGCUGGGAAAUGGAAUCCUUUGCAUGUGUCCAAGGAUGACCGAAGUGAUAUUGAAUCCAGCUCAGAUGAGGAAGAUUCAGUGCUUCCUGCAAAGAACCCACACAACCCUACCACCAACACCAAUGGGACCAGCGGCACCAGUGGCACAAAUGGGUACCUUACAGGGGGUCCGUGUGCAGAGGAACACUAACUACUCUAAACCACAAGACCUGAACAAAGUGAACUCUUUGCUACUGGAAGUAUUUAACUAAGUUGCGAAUGCAGUCCCUUUGCUAUAUCUCAGCAUCAGAAACAAAAAUUAGGAUUAUCAAAGCAUUCUGAUAGUGCACUGCCGUAUUUCCUGUCUGUGAAUGAAGAAGACUUUCCAUUCUCUAUAUGUAGGCAUGCUAUAUGUAUAUGUUAUUGACCCAAAUGGGAACAGUAUUUUCAUAUGUAAUGUCUUUGCAUAUUAUUUAUUUUUUGUAUUUGUUUGUAAAUCUGUGGACAAAAGGGAACUGCCUCACUCCUUUUACUCUGCAAAUUCUUUUUGAGAGAAAGAGAUGCUCCUAUCUCUUCUAUCCCUUCUUGUUGCUGCAGCUUAGUCCCCUAUAAGUAUUUGUCAGCUUGAAUUGUCACUUAUAGUAAGCUAAAGACAGCUUUGCAGAUAACAGCUCAGCUCCAGAUGUUUGCCUCCUUUGUGUUAUAGUGCUGGUUUUGACAUUGCUGAUCACUUCGCAGUGGCUGUUCUCCCAAUGUAAAGUUUAAACAGGCUGAAUUAGUUUUGUAAGUAGUCUCUCUAAUGUGAUCAAUUAGCAGUUCAAAUUAAACAGUGGUUAUUAUAGGGUAUUAUUUUAGCAUUGUUUUAAAACUAAAUUGGUAGUUAAUUGCAUUAGAAUAGGCUCCAUUACUUGUGUGCAUACCCAUGAUAUAUUUAUGUCAAUGGCUAUGGUAAAUUCCUAGUUGCAGAUUAGUUCUGCCUUGUAAGCUUAACCCCAGCAGGAUAUAGCAUCUUGCACUGCUUCUGGUUCAGCUGAGAAACAUUUGCUCGGGUCCAUAGUUGUAAAUGGAAAAUUCGCAUUUAAUGUUGAGAAUUUGUCUCUAUGAGCUGGAAAGAAUGAAAGCAGAGCCCACCAGCUCAGAGAUUAGUCAUUAUUGCAUGCAUGCGCAGAAAGGUUUCAGCCAGGCUUCACCGCUCUCCCUAUAAUUGCUGUAAUAGUCUGCCUUGUCAUGGAAGAAAGAGAGAUGAAAGUCUUGCUCAAACAGAAAAGUCAAUUUUUAUAGCCUUUGAAGAGUUCUCCCUAGUGUCGAGCACUUUAUUGCAUCCAGCUUUUAAAACUCCUAUAGUAUUUGACCUGGGCAUGUGCGUGUGUGUCUUUGUGUGUGUGUGUGUCUGUGUCUGUAUGUCUGUGUGUGUGUGUGUGCAUAUGUAAUAAUUAUGCCUGACAGAAUUAGAAGGAAAAGAAUAUUUGACCUUCUUUCUCAUCCAAAAAACAGAAUGAUUUGCCUAUUCUACAAACUAAGCUACUGUCAGCUUGAUGAUCAAAAUCCCUCGGUGUAUACUUGUUUAGUUCCUAGCAAAGUUUCUAUAGGGCACUAUUCCUAUUGGAAAUAUUAACUUUCUCUUGGAAAAUUGUUCUCCCCAGCACUGGCUGGAUCAGCAGUGAGAGAUUUCUGGGCAACAGACUUGUUUAAACCUCCUUUCUGACAGUGUUAUAUGUGUGCAGAAAGAAAGAAAGAAAGAAAGGUACACAUGAACCAAAGAACUUUUUUUUUCAUAUAGGAGAGAAGGAGGAAGGAGCAAUAGCUUUUCCUCCUUAUCACAAGAAUAAAGAAUUGUCUCAGCUAGAAGAUCACACAUUAAAGAAUUAAACCUUCCCACUUCUUCAGAAAACAGUUCCUGGUUUAGCCCAUCCCAGUGGUUGAGGAAAUUUGGGAAGAUAUUGGCAUACAGUUGACAUAUGACAUUAGAUAGGUCAUUGAAAAAGCAAUAUUCCUGCUUCUUGUAGAACCCCAUUACUUCAGUUCAAAAAAUGAGGAUGUGUGUAUAUGUGUAUAUUUGUGUGUUUCUGUUAGUAAUCAAAAAGAAUUAAUAGCAUUUGUUUGUCAUCUGAAAACAUACUGAAAAUGUGAGCUCUUUUAAAAUAACAUCAAACAUGUUAGAAAAUUAAGAAAAGAAAGUUCAUCUUAUAUCUUUUAAAAUAAAGACAGAAAAAGUUAAAUAUGAUACCACGCUUUAGUUUCUAUGGUCAGUUUUCAGCCUACUUGAUUUCCAGCAGAAACAGUGGGAUGUAAACAUCAAAUCCUAAGUGUGUGUGGGAACUGGUCCCAACGAGGCCACGGGCUAUUCUAUUUGGAAAAGUAAUUUCAGAACGAUGAAUUUUGGAAUACGUGGUAGAGGAAUCAUUGCUUAAAGAUUAGGUAGAUGAUUUCUGAAUGUUGUUCAGGUUAGGUUGUGGUUUAUAUUUUUACUCGGAAGGUCAAUUAACAGGAGGUUUGGGAGGACCCCAAAGAUAGUGCCAUAUCAAUUGAUUUUAAGCUAAUCGAGUCCUUCCAAGAAUCUGUAGAUCCAUAUUUCGUUCAGUGCUCUUGGGCAGGGAGUCCUUUUAAUUGAACAACUUUGAAUCUGUUGUCUCUCUAGAUAAACUAUUAUAUGUAUGUAUAAAUAUGCAUAUAUGCAUUGUGUAUGCAUAUAUAUAUGUGUGUGUGUGUAUAUAUAUAUAUAUAUAUAUAUAUAUAUAUAUAUAUAUACAUACAUACAUAUACUAUUCUGAACCCCCCUCAAGGCUAGGUGAAGGUAUAUAUAAUAUCUACCAAUACUAUAGCCUUGGAAGCAUAGACUGUACAUUUAAACAGUCUGAUAGUUUAGUAUAGCAUAGCCCUGAGUAGACAUCAUUCACCUUCAGUUUUCAUUCAUGCCAUCCAUGUGUGUGGGAAGGGGAAAGAUAGAAAAACUUCUAGAAAAAUAGUUUUUAUUCCAAAAUGUUAUAAGCUUUCUUGGUAUGUUGGGGGGGAAAAGAAUUAGAUGGUUAGAAUUUGGCCUUGAGUCAAAUUGAACAAGUAAUGUAUUUUUUAAAGUGUGAUCUGUGUGUUUUUGUGUGUACGUUUAUCCAAAAACUAGGUAAAGCCAAACCACACUUAGCCUUGUCCAGGUCCUUUCACCUUUUCCUUCAUUGUUGACCUUCCUGUCUUACUGCUGACCCCACCAAAAGUUACAGAAAACCAUCCCUUAGCAUGCCAGGAGAGCAGAAUCUUUCUGACUACGAUGUGUAAACUGGUUCAUGGUUUCUAGCUGCAUUAGUAAAAUUAGGACUUUGUCUAUUAAUGGAAGUGAGGGGAGUGGGAGGGACAGUUGUUAGUGUUUGGGGUUUAUUUUUAGCUCAAUUUUUGCAGAUAUGCAUACUGUAGACACCUCUCCCCAUGACUUCAUUAACAUCCAACCCCCAACUGUGCAGCCAGACAGUGUGCUCUGGGGCCCAUUCAUAUAAGGAAGCAGCCUUUUAAUGAAGAUGAAGUUGUGUGGGAAAGGUGGGUAAUCUCCAAAAAGUGCAGCUAGUUGAGAAAAGAAAAAUAUCAGAUCUCCAUUGGGCAAAAA
Messenger RNA from Phascolarctos cinereus (koala), 4859 nucleotides. It is a transcript of the gene CERS6, whose product is annotated as ceramide synthase 6. The record is from RefSeq and is a predicted model, not a curated record. Gene Ontology annotation, cellular component: membrane. Gene Ontology annotation, molecular function: sphingosine N-acyltransferase activity; DNA binding. Gene Ontology annotation, biological process: ceramide biosynthetic process. NCBI's taxonomy places the organism in Eukaryota, Metazoa, Chordata, Mammalia, Diprotodontia, Phascolarctidae.